Glycine soja is the source of this 819-nucleotide messenger RNA. RefSeq lists its product as uncharacterized. Bases 1 to 819 code for a protein of 272 amino acids. NCBI's taxonomy places the organism in Eukaryota, Viridiplantae, Streptophyta, Magnoliopsida, Fabales, Fabaceae. The record is from RefSeq and is a predicted model, not a curated record. The transcript is spliced from 4 exons.
AUGGUUAGGACCCGAGGAUUAGGUCGUGCCUUAGGUCACGAUACUAGUAGAGGUAUGGGCAGAGGAGAUCGUGAUGAUUCCGAUGAUUCUCCACAGUGUCGACGGCCUACGACAUCCCCACGCAGGCAACGAGUACCUGUCACUACUGCGAACGAUGAGCCAGUGGUCCUUGCAACAGAGGUUGACGGAGCUUCGAUUGAGGCUGAUGUAUAUGCGGAUGAGCCGAUGUACAAGACACUGGGGCAGACACUCCUGCAAACACAGGCGCACAGGCUGCUGAGGAUGAGCCUAAGGGAUUUUCAGGAGCGUCCUGAGUUGAAGUUAUCCUCUCAUAGGAGAAAGGUGCAUAGUUUAGGCAUGCUUGUCCAUGCCAUUGAUGGGCUAGUUUCUGGGACAGGACUAAGUCCUCUGAUCCCCGUGCACGUGGAUGAUGUUGUACAGAUGCUGGUGGAGUUAUUGAUGGUCACUGCAGAGGCUACCAGGUCUGAGACAGCGCAGUGUCGUGGACCGUAUGUACUCCUGCAAUGGUGCUGGAUAUACGAGAACUUUCCCUCAGUCGUGGAGUCCACUGCUGAUUCAAACUACGACGAGGAUUCACCACGUGGCUGUAUGUGGAUUGCUACGAAGAAGAUCGUGAAGAGCAUACGUACACCAAUGUACAGGGAGCGCCUGGACCGAAUCCGAAUUUUCGAUGUCUGUUGGAUCCCAUAUAGGGAGCACCGACCGGUCCAGGACUUCCAUAUGAUUUCAUGCUAUUUCAAUCUGCUGCACUGGGGACCCGUUGCUGUGUAUUACCGACCAGAGAGGGUCAUGCGGUAG